GACACCUCUCCUUUUGAAACGUCAAAGUUAAUUCCUCGCUUGCGAGUGUGUGAUGUUAUAUUCUACAUAUUUACAUUCCUCAUUGAGAUAAUUUAAGUCCAUAAAAUUAUUAAUCAUGGCUGGAAGUGGGGAAGUUCUCGAGGGAUUUUUAUGCCCUAUUUGUAUGUCAGAUUUGAAAACGCCGACUCAAUUAACCAAACACUUUGAAGAGUUUCACCACGAUGAUCCAGAGAUCUUAAAGUCAUUAAAAGAUUUAUUUGAUAAGGCAAAGAAGAAAAUCUUGAAGCAAGAUGAAAUACCGGAAGCAUUUAAUGAUCCAGUAAUACCUAUCGAUCGAAGAACUAGCCCUGAUAUUGUUUGGGGUCCACAGGAAAUAGGUGCAAUACAGAGUCAUACAAAAUACUUUAAAGAAAUGAGAAAUAUUCGAUUAGCAAGAUACACACUUGAAACUAACAAGCUUCUCAUUCGAAUGGAUAAAUUGCUUUGCAACUUGCCUUCCGAUCCAGUGGAUAGGAAAGUACAUGAGCAGACUAUUGUACCAUGGAUAGAUGACAAGGAUGUUAAGUUAUGUCCAACCUGUGCCAGAAGUUUUCACGUCGCUCGAAGGAAACAUCACUGCCGACUUUGUGGAGCCGUCAUGUGCCAUGAUUGUACCAUAUUUCUGCCAUUAUCCGAAGCACGAAAAAUGACUAGUCCCGUCUCCAUUCAGGAUGAUACUGCGGUUUCACCUACAUCCUCUGGCUCACCAAUUUCAGGCCGCAUAGUACGAGCAGGUAUUGGCCUGACGAAGUUGGCUCGUUCGCCAUCCAGUGGAAGUUUGAAUAGUGUCCUCUCUUUGGUGAAUGACCCUUCUACGGGUGAACAGCAUUUUCGACUUUGUUCUCCUUGUAAAGAAGUUCUCGACGCCAGAGAGAGGCUCAAAGCCAGACAGUUUGACAGGCCAAUAAUCUGCCAAUUCUACGAAAAAAUGCGUCGCUAUAUGGAAGAGGCUAAUCGAUACCUGGAUAUGUACAGAAGAAUGUGCCAGUCGUUGAACGAAGGGGAAUCCAUGUACGAUUUACGAGACGCUCAGGUGCUUCGCGUGAAGAUAGCCAAAGUUGGUGAGAACAUCGAUGGGAUCAGUAAAGGAAUUUUGGUGUUAGGGUCUAAAGACGUGGACAGUGCUCCUCAAGGACAGGAUCUUCGAUUGCGGCAGAUGGUCAGAGCCAGUGCAAUGUUGUUCUUGAAGGAGGAUUUAUUGAACGUUCCAGCACUGCCCACGGAAGAGGAGUAUGCUGCCCUUCAAGAGAAACAGAUUGAAGCAAGGAAUGCUUACGAGAGACAAUUUAAAAUUGACGAAGUGUUAAAAGAUAGGCGACAGGAGUUGCAAGUGCCCUAUCAGUCCGAAGGCUGGGGUCCAUCGGGAGCAGCUGCCACCCUGUCAUCUACCAUGGACCCAAUUAUUGAACAGAUGAAUAACAUUCAAUCCUACAUCAAGCAAGCUCGAGCUGAAUGUAAAUUUGAUGAGGUAGCGAUGUUGGAAAAUAAUUUAAGAGAGCUACAAAGUGAAUACUUCACCAGAAAACAGGGGAACAGCACGGAAGAAGAGCAUUAAGUAUUUCCUUAAUACUAAGGAUAAGCCAAACAAAAGUUUCCGUACUCAGAUGUAUAACAUUCUUGUCCUAUUUUUUGCAAAUUCAGACUUGUCUUAAUUGUUUGUACCACUUUCAAUUUUAGUUUAACCGUGUUAAAUAUAUUUAAUUUGUAAGUAUUAUACAAAUAUGUUUACUCCUGAAUAUUAGAAUACGUAUAAAUAUGUCAACAGUAAAAAAUGUACAACAUAUUAAACUUUGAUAUCAAUUGAAAUAUAUACAGUAGCCCUAUUUAAAAAAA
Molecule: messenger RNA, 1872 nt
Organism: Orussus abietinus
Lineage: Eukaryota; Metazoa; Arthropoda; Insecta; Hymenoptera; Orussidae
Gene: Rbsn-5
Product: rabenosyn-5
Exons: 6
Coding region: 116-1594 (492 amino acids)
Molecular function (GO): metal ion binding
Source: RefSeq, a predicted model, not a curated record